This is a messenger RNA of Ictalurus punctatus (channel catfish), 2973 nucleotides long. Its product is annotated as RERG_RasL11_like domain-containing protein. The record is from RefSeq and is a predicted model, not a curated record. Gene Ontology annotation, molecular function: GTPase activity; GTP binding. The coding region runs from base 289 to 921 and encodes 210 amino acids. Lineage: Eukaryota; Metazoa; Chordata; Actinopteri; Siluriformes; Ictaluridae. The transcript has 7 exons.
GAAGGAGGUGGGAGGGAGAAAGAGUGGACACUUUGUCCUGUUAGUGAAGCUUGCAGUAGGCAGGCAGAUAGCAGCAGAGUAAUAUUAGGGAUGGGUGUUGUGUGUGGCCCUGUCCCAAACCCCACACGAACGCUCUAAAGUCUUGGCAAGUACACUUCGGUUUUCUGUCAUUUAUCAAUAAGCUCUGGAUGUGUUGAGACCUCGAGGUUGUCGGGGCACCAGGCGAGGAACCUGAACGGCUCUACAGUGUCUAUCACUCAGGACCCAUACAUAAAAUCCAGAGCGACAAUGACAGAGGCAAGAAAAAUGGCGAGAGCAAAACUGGUGCUGCUGGGACGAGAGAACUGUGGAAAGACGGCUCUGUGUGUGAGAUUCAUCACCAAGCGCUUCAUUGGGGAGUAUGACCAUAAAAAGGAGGUGACCUACAGGUGCUGCAAAAUAGUGGACAAGGAAGCGACGGACUUGGAGAUUUUAGACACGGUUAAUAAGGAUUGUGUUGGGUCCGGCGCCACUCCUCUCGAGAGUUCUAUUAAAUGGGGCGAUGGCUUUCUGAUCGUGUACUCAGUGACGGACCGCAGCAGCUUUGAGGCUGUUGCACGCCUCAAGAGGCUCAUUGAUCACACCCGACAGAGCCUUGGAAUCCCCACAGUGAUUGUAGCAAAUAAGAAUGACAUGGAGAAUGGACGUGCUGUUAGGACAGAAGAGGGACAGGCUUUGGCCAGAGACCUGAGGUGUAGUUUUUUUGAGCUCUCCGCAGCAGAGAGCUCGUCAGCGGUGGAGGCAGCAUUCAGCCAGCUGAUCCGUGAGGUGCGGGUGGAGUUCCAUCGCCACCUGUUAGCCAUGGACAAGCGUUCACGUGUGCUCCAGAUGCGCCAUGCACUCAAGAAUAAACUCACACGCAGCAAAACCAUGCAAUGGUGAUAUAGGUACGAGGGUGUUCCGCUAUCUAGGUCUACUAAAUACCAGAUCACUACUAGUCCAUCAGUAAGGAAAAUGACUGGACUUAUUUAAUGUCUUGAAAAUGAUACUUAACCGAGUCACUUAACUGAGUGAUGGGAAAUUCCCAUGAAUUUACACAUGUAGUCGCUAGUUUAGUAGGUACCUAACAUACCUUCACCUUAUUCAGUAGAUAAAGGACUUUAGUUAUACAACUACUGACUGUAGCCUAUCUGUAGCCCUUCUCUACCUUCACACCCGGUGGAAAGGGACAACCUCUGACGUUAUUUGAGUGGCGGACCGAUUCUGUGGGAAUUUCAAGGCCACAUGAUAGUCAUUAAAGUGCUAAGUCACUCAAUGUGUCCUCCAAACAGUAAAAAUGAUCAAGCUCGAAUGACUGAAUGAGGGGCGGGAUGUCAAGAUAACAACAGGACAAGAUACAAAUAUGAGCUGCGAGGAAGUUAAAAGACCCCCUGCAGCUGUAUCAGGAGGUUCUGUACCUCACAAUUAAGAGACACAAUCAAUAUGAUUCCUGCCAUCCUGUUGCGGAAGUCUUUUGGAAGGAAAAUACUUGCUCCAGGGAAAUUUCAGGCACCAGAAAGGGAAACAGUGUUCUAAUGAAAUACUGUGUUAGAACUUUUACAGGUCUAUUUGACUGUUUGAGUCCUCUCUUUUUGUGUGUUGGUGAGAGGAAAUGUCAGGUGGAAUACAUUUUGUAGCAGUUAUGCUGCUUGAUUUGCUAUAAAUCUGGGAAAAGGGCUACUCUUAUUACAUCCUUUGAAAGCCUCGUAUACUGUGUAUAUGUGUGGCGGUCUGGGAGAACCCUUUGGAUUCCAUUGUGAUUGAAUUCUGUUGGAAGAAAAGAAAAAAAUUGAUUUGUGGGGGGGAAAUUGGAUUUUUCUGCCUUUAGCAGACUUUGACACCUACAGUGUAAGAAACCACAAAUAUAUAUUUCACAAAAAAAUUAGGUGGAAAUGUUUUAUUGACUUUUCAGUCUUGCUUAGGCUACCUUCAUGCAAAGAUCAUGUUUGGUACGGAGCCAGUUUAACAAACACUGCCUGUGUAAAGAUGUCUGUUCCUCAAGUUGUUGCAUAGCUACAUGCCAUAGCUAAAACUUUAUUAAUGUUGCGUGAUCAGUGUCCAUGAUGGGAAAAAAAACCUUCUUGAUCUGAAAAGUUCUGCAAGGCCUGUUUUAUCAGUAGCCAGAGAUGCCUUAAAGUGCACAUAUUAUGCGUUUUCAGAUAUUACCCUGCAUGUAGUGUGUUAUAAUAGCUGGUUGUGAAUGUAAAAAGUCUGCAAAGUUUAAAAAAUCAAAGCGCACGACAAACGGAGUUAUUGACUCCCAAAAGAGGAACCGAUUCUGAACAGCUGAAACGAGUCGUUAGUAACUCCAGACUUACUUCCUGUACUAACCUAUGUAGGUUUGUAACAAAAACCCCCGCCUCUGUUCUUCACUGGCUGCUCGCUGACAGCGGUAGACCAAUCACAACAGACUGGGACAUCUGACCAAUCAGAGCAGAGUAUGCUGCAGUUUAAAUUAUGAGCACAUUAAAGUGUUUUUUGACCUUAGAUGCAUGUAAAUCUAUUGUAUGAAAGCUUUAAAACAAAAUUAUGCACGUUUCAAAACCAUAAUAGGUGCUCUUUAAAACUGUAGAGAUGACAUGGCUAAGGCUUUACUUUACACCUUAGUAAAGUUUGCUAUACAGCAAGGAAACUGUGAACCAGAUUUUUAAAAAAUUAAUUAAUUUGGUCCAAAGCAUAGCUCAUAGUUUAAUUGUUUAUUGUGUGGUCAAUGAUUUCAUCAAUGACACUGAGGGAUAAAAAUGUCUUUUGAGAGAAAGAGAGAAACGUAGGGAAGACUAUUCUUUGCUAGCUGAAAGUCAUUUGCUCCUCUGCAAGAUAUGUACUUUAUUUAGUCUAAGACAUAUGUUUGAGAGAUUUAUGUUUUAUAUUAUUCCACAUCUGUUUAUUUGUGUUCUAGCUGCAUCAGAUUGUUCUGCUGGAAACGUCUUUGAAUAAAGCUUACAAGGCAAUUUU